This is a messenger RNA of Polyodon spathula (Mississippi paddlefish), 4901 nucleotides long. RefSeq names its product thyrotropin-releasing hormone-degrading ectoenzyme-like. The coding region runs from base 499 to 3504 and encodes 1001 amino acids. Gene Ontology annotation, cellular component: cytoplasm. The record is from RefSeq and is a predicted model, not a curated record. The transcript is spliced from 19 exons. Gene Ontology annotation, biological process: proteolysis; peptide catabolic process. Lineage: Eukaryota; Metazoa; Chordata; Actinopteri; Acipenseriformes; Polyodontidae. Gene Ontology annotation, molecular function: zinc ion binding; metalloaminopeptidase activity; peptide binding.
GUGAGUCUUUUUGGAGUGGGCUGCAAUCUGCAGGUCGUGGUCUGUGUAGCACAGCUCUGCCUUGAAUGAGUGAGGGACUGAUAGGGAGAGAGGUUUUCUUACUAUGUGUGCAGAGUCUAUGGCUCGCUUUCUUUGCAACAUCGUUCCUGUUGUGAGACUGGGAUCUUAAAACAAGCAAACAAAAAAGAAUAAAAACAGACACAAAUGAUGAGGAAAUGUAAUCUUGGAUAAACCGAAAGCGCUUGUUGUGGACUGUGCUUCAGAGCGUGAUAAGAUAAAAGUAGACCAUCCUGCUAUUUUGGAACUAUAAAGACGAUUCGUAUCAUGUUCAUGUUGUGAAAUAAACAUUUUACUAUUGAAUGUACAGAAUGCCGGGGUAGACUUUUAUGCCGACUCUCAAAUGUGUCGCUACCGGAGCUGAGUUACUCCGGUAACCUAUUCACUUUUUUUGUUGUUUAUUUGCCUGUUGCCUUCAAGCUAAUAGCUACUGAGGGUAGUAUGGCUUUGGACGACAGACGUGAAGAAAGCUUAUCUUUCACGCCAAUGGUAAUGGAAGACACGAUGAGGAACGGCAGAGGCCUUUCAGAUCAGUGGGCGGACACCGUAGUGGUAAGACCCCGGACCACGGAGCGGAACAUCACCGUGCACAAACGACUUGUCCUGGCUUUCGCCAUCUCCAUUCUGACCCUCAUCAUCGUGACCGUCAUCGCUGUGCUGCUCAGUGUCAGAUUCGAGGAGUGCAGCGGCGACAGCACCGCCAGCGCAUCUCAUGCGAACCUCACAAAGUUCAACCAGUCACGGGAUGCUCGGUUCAGCCACAGGAGCGAAGACUCCUUGCAUCCCUGGCGGCAGUUGAGGUUACCCGCUUCACUGAGACCUCUCCAGUAUGACCUGCACAUUACUGUGUUUAUGGACAACUUUACUUUCUCUGGAGAAGUCAGCAUUGAACUGCAGUGCCUCAACUCCACAAAGUACAUCGUUCUGCAUGCGGACAGGCUGCUGGUGCAGAAAGCAGUGGUGCACUCAGAGAGCAAGAAGACGAAAGCGCUCAAGAUUCACCGGCACUUCAGAUAUCCAGCGAAUCAAGUUUUUGUUAUCGCUAUGCACAAAGAACUAGAGUCCCAGAAAAAUUACAAAGUGAACAUAACUUUUCACGCGCACAUAGAGGAUGAACUUCUUGGUUUUUUCCGCAGUUCCUAUGUAUUCUACGGAGAAAAAAGGUAUCUUGCAGUAACCCAGUUUUCUCCCACCCAUGCAAGAAAGGCCUUUCCCUGUCUUGACGAACCUAUCUAUAAAGCAUCAUUUAAAAUCAGCAUUAGACAUGAAAGCACGUAUUUGUCUCUGUCCAACAUGCCGAUCGAGGCCUCGAUUUCUGAAGAUGAUGGAUGGGUCACUGACUAUUUUUUUAGGACUCCUCGAAUGUCCACUUACUAUCUUGCCUGGGCAGUGUGCAAUUUCACAUUCAAGGAAACUGUUACAGAUAGCGGUAUCACAAUACGGCUCUAUGCCAGGCCUGACGCAAUCCAAAGGGGAUCGGGAGACUAUGCGCUGCAUAUCACAAAGAGACUUCUAGGGUUUUAUGAAGACUAUUUCAAAGUGAAGUAUUCCCUACCCAAACUAGAUCUUUUAGCUGUGCCUAAACACCCUUAUGCAGCGAUGGAGAACUGGGGACUGAGCGUGUUUGUCGAGCAGAAGAUAUUACUGGAUCCAGGAGUCUCAUCAAUUUCGUACUUGAUGGAUGUCACUAUGGUUAUUGUUCAUGAAAUAUGCCACCAGUGGUUUGGGGACCUGGUGACACCGGUGUGGUGGGAGGAUGUUUGGUUAAAAGAGGGGUUUGCCCAUUUCUUUGAAUUCUUGGGUGCAGACUUCCUCUUCCCAGACUGGCACAUGGAGAAGCAGAGGUUCCUGACGGAUGUUCUACACGAGGUGAUGCUGCUUGACGGCCUGGCCAGCUCCCACCCCAUAUCCCAGGAGGUGCUGAAGGCAACAGACAUAGACAGAGUGUUUGACUGGAUUGCCUAUAAAAAGGGUGCUGCGUUAAUCCGAAUGCUUGCAAAUGUUAUGGGACAGCCAGUAUUCCAGGUGGGAUUAAACGAUUACCUGAUAACUCAUAUGUAUGGCAAUGCAGGAAGAGAUGACCUGUGGAACAAGUUCUCUGAGGCGAUGCAGAAGGAAGGAAGGGAUAUAAAUAUAAAGGAAGUGAUGGAUCUCUGGACACUGCAGAUGGGCUAUCCGGUGGUCACCAUCAUGAAGAACGACAGCGUGGACAACAGCGUAACGAUCAGCCAGGAACACUUCAUCUCUGACAUCAAGGAUUCUGCACCCUCAAACAGCAGCUUCCAGUGGCAAAUUCCAUUAACGAUUUCAGUAGGAAAUUCAAGUCACAUUUCCCCUGAAUCAAUCGUAUGGGUUUCUAAUAGAACAGAAUCCCACAAAAUCGGCUCAGUGGAUGAUGGGAGUUGGUUGCUUGGAAACAUAAACCAAACGGGAUACUUCAGGGUAAACUAUGAUCUCAGAAACUGGAGACUUUUAAUAGAACAGUUGAUGAGGAACCCUGAGGUGAUUUCUGUCGGCAACCGCGCAGGCCUGAUCGACGAUGUGUUCAACCUUGCCAGGGCUGGAUACUUGCCCCAGAACAUUCCUCUUGAGAUAGUCCGCUACCUUUCUCAAGAGAAGGAGUUUCUGCCCUGGCACGCAGCCAGCCGUGUGCUCUAUCAUCUUGACAAACUGCUGGACCGCACAGAAGAAUACAGCAUCUUUAGUGAAUACAUAUUGAAACAAGUCGCCUCAAUGUAUCACAGGCUUGGCUGGCCAACAAGUGCUGGGAAUGGCUCUAUUGAUCAAGUCACUUAUCAGACUGAGGAGCUACGGCGAGAAGUUAUUAUGUUAGCCUGCAGCUUCGGGAACAAACACUGUCACCAGCAGGCAAUAACUCUUAUUUCUGAAUGGAUAUCAAGCAACAAAAACAGAAUCCCACCAAAUGUCAGGGACAUUGUUUACUGCACCGGAGUGUCUCUAAUGGACGAGGAUGUCUGGGAGUUCAUAUGGAUGAAAUUCCACUCGUCGACUGCUAUCUCUGAGAAGAAGGUGCUGCUGGAAGCACUGACUUGCAGUGAUAACACAUUCUUAUUGAACAGACUGCUGAACCUCUCUUUGAGCUCUGAUCUGGUUCCUGAUCAGGAUGUCAUUGACGUCAUUAUUCACGUGGGCCGCAACCCGCAUGGCAGACAUUUAGCCUGGAAGAACUUCAGAGAAAAGUGGGACAUUUUAAAUACCAGAUAUGGAGAAGCAUUGUUUAUAAAUUCCAAACUCAUUAAUGGUGUUACAGAGUUUCUAAACACAGAGGCUGAGCUUAAUGAGCUAAAGGACUUCAUACAGACCAACAGAGGGGGGGCUGCGGCUGCCUUUGCACGGGCUGUGGAAAUUGUGGAAGCUAAUGUGAGAUGGCACAGCCUCUUUGAAGAAGAGUUUUUCCAGUGGCUUAGGAAAUCCCCAACCAGUUAAUCUGUGACAGUUAUUCAUAUUUAUAGCAUGGCAUCUCUUUGAAACAUUUUUACUCUUAAAAAAAAAAAAAAAAUGAUAAUAAUAAUAAUUUAAGACAGAGAAGAACUUGAUCUGAAUUGCAAAUUGUGCUCUGAUAAUUUUCCUGCAACAUGAAAAGAAACCUUUCUGUUAAAAAAAGAAAAGAGGGUCGUGUAUUUUCCCUGUCAACAUCAGUCUUGCAUUUGCAGGGCAAAAGAAUGUUAUUAAAAAAAAGAUAUUGCAUGAUGUUAUUUCUCUUCAGUUGAGGCAUUUUUAAUUUCAGAGUAUUUUUUGUGCAUGGUUGUACAAUCCCUCACCGAUAUUCCAGCAUGCUGAUUUGCAGUUCAAGAUUUCCCAGUCCUGUGUAGCUAAAUUACUCUCAUGUACGACACACACACAAAAAAAGGGGGCAUUAUUAUACAAUUGUUUAAAGCACAACGACUAAUGACAAUCAGGGCUUUCAUUUGGAAAAAUUGAAAAUCAGAAGGCGGCUUCAAAUUAAAGAGACAGUGUACUAAUAUAAAGUUAUUGUACAGGUAUAUGUUAUUAUGCAAACCAAACAUAGUAAUUGAAUACAGGUUCCUGUAGCUGCAGCACCAGAGCUAUCAGCUGCAGAAACUUGUGUGUGUGUGUGUGUGUGUGUGUGUGUGUGUAUAUAUAUAUAUAUAUAUAUAUAUAUAUAUAUAUAUAUAUAUAUAUAUAUAUAUAUAUAUAUAUACUCUGAGCACUGAGCCCCUUUCGGACUGUCAUUUGCCUAAUUUAGCCCGCUACAAAUCCCUUUGAAUUAGUGUGUUGAACUCACAGGCUUAUCCACUUGAUCCAAGACCCUUGGAAAAAAAAUACAUAAAUAAGAUGUUUAAUUUUGCUCAAGUAACAGCCUAACACAGGUUAGUGAUGACCUGAGUUUCAUGCAUAAUACAGUAGACCUGAAGAACAAGUAUGGUCCCAUUUUCAAUGAAGUGUUGACAGAGCUACUUUUCUAAAUGAGAGACUAUGUCUUCUGAAUUUUAAACGGAGCACCUAUGGAAUUCUAACUCUGAUAAUAUUUUUUUUUUGUACAGUAAUGCAUCACUGUCUGGAUUUGUGACAUGUUCAGAUGUGGGCUUGUAGAGCCAACUCCGGCUCUGUGAUUAUAUUUCCAUUUUGACUUGAUAAGCUAGCUUUUUUUUAUUAACAUUUAAGUGGAUUCACAUCUAGCGGCAGAGAAAAGGGAAAGAAAGAAGACAAGAAAUGGUCUUGUUUUUUCUCUGACCUGCGUAAUUUUUCAGAUCCACCCACAGUGCUGGCUGGAUGUACAAACAUCAAGGUGUUCAAAUGCAGCAAUGGUCAUUUUUUGUCAGCAAAAUUAAAUAUUUUCUAUUAAGAUAAAUGUAUAAAUA